Messenger RNA from Lasiosphaeria miniovina, 1515 nucleotides. RefSeq lists its product as uncharacterized. The record is from RefSeq and is a predicted model, not a curated record. Bases 438 to 1232 code for a protein of 264 amino acids. Lineage: Eukaryota; Fungi; Ascomycota; Sordariomycetes; Sordariales; Lasiosphaeriaceae. The transcript is spliced from 2 exons.
CGCCACCGCGCCUUUUACUGAACAAUCAAUUCCAGAGUCCCGCACACCAUUCGACGUUAAAUCCGAGCCGCCUAGAUCUUGCGUUGCGAGCUCGGACUUAGAGGGACUUAAAGUCCCGCCAAUAGCAUCAAGGCGGUGGACACGGGGAGAAGCUCUCUAACCGCUAUUGGCAGCAAAGGAUUCUGUGUUACAUCACCCACAUCGGCGCCCAAUCACCGCCCCCUGCCCGGUUCGCCAACGGUGUAUCCAGGCGGCUGUUUAGGGGUAGGGGUAGUGUAUGUCCUAAGGACCAGGCAGAAACGGGUCAUAAGCAGGAGGGUCGUUGGGAAAAUAUUGGGGACGUUGCGACGCGACGCUCCGCUCGCGACAGCAUCACGCCCGUCUCCCGUUCCUCGCCACCGACGCAUCUUGUUCCCACCAGACGAGCACCUAAUACCAUGGCCAUGGCAAGGACCGCGGUGGCAUUCGCUCUGCUCGCGUGCCUCGAAUGGGCGCAGCACGCCGGCGCCCACUUUGUGCUCACGUACCCCGGGUGGCGGGGCAUGACCCUGAUAGCCAACGAGACGUUCCCGUUCGGGAUGCAGUGGUCGUACCCGUGCGGCAGCCUGGGCAUCACGACGAACCGGACGUACUGGCCGACGACGGGCGGGGCCGUGGCGCUGCAGCCGGGGUGGUUCCGGGGCGGGUCCUCAACGCUCAUCUACGUCAAUUUGGGUCUGGGCGAGGUGCCAAACAACCACUCGCUCAACAUGGCCAAGUUCCACGUCGACGGCCCGCCUGGCGACAACCCCUACCCGGGCACCGCCUGCCUGCCCAACGUCCCGCUGCCCGCCGGCGUGGCCCCCAAGAGCGGCGACAAGGCCACCAUCCAGGUCGUCGAGCUGCACAACCACGGCGCCGGCAGCUACAACUGCGUCGACAUCAUCUUCACCGACGACGCCAGCCUGGUGCCGCCCGUCAACGAGGCCAACUGCUUCAACAGCACCAGCCUAGUCGUCGACGGCGCCGAGAUCGUCGCCGACCACGCCGCCCCCGCGUUCUGCGCCCGCCAGAGCACCGAAGACGGCGGCGGCACAUCGUCCAGCAACCGCUCGACCCUGUUCAGCUCCACGACCGCGGGCGCCCCCGCUCCCACGAGCACCCACCCCAGCGGCGCGGGCGGGACCGAUAGAGGGGUCGCGGCGCGCGCGGCGGCGGUGGUGUGGGGCGGCGUGGCGUAUUUCGCCGUGUAGGAGAGGAAGAAAGAGAUGGAAGGACUAUCCGCGAGGUGUAUGAUAGAUAAUCAGGCACGGGGUGGGAGAGCAGGAUACCGCAGGGGUAAUUAUGUUGGGAUCUGAUUAUGUUGGAACAACGCGCAUUCCAGCCACAUAGAGGUGGCUGUAGCAACGCAUUCAUCAGCCACACAGGUGGCGGUGGAGGCGUAGGAGUCCCAGAUUCCAUAUAAGUGGCCUACGGCCACCUCUUUCUUCUAGAUAGACAUAGACAACAAUGACCAUCACUUGAACCACCAGCUUU